Camelina sativa (false flax) is the source of this 418-nucleotide messenger RNA. The record is from RefSeq and is a predicted model, not a curated record. Lineage: Eukaryota; Viridiplantae; Streptophyta; Magnoliopsida; Brassicales; Brassicaceae.
UGGCGGUAGAUUCGCAGCUAAGCUCGCGCAUCUAGUGGAGAUGGAGGUCAAACAUAGAUGCAACCAGGUAUUAGAGCUUGGUUUUCCACUUGGUGGACUUGCAAAGCUAUUUGCUCAGGAGUGGGAAGGUGAUGUAACAGUUGUAAUGCCUGCUACUCUUGCUCAGUACUCGAAGAUUAUACAAAACCCGACUCAUGUCGAUCUUCAGAAAGCGGCUAACCAAGGAAGAAGGUGCACUUGGGAGAAGCUUUCAGCCAUAAAAUCAAACUGCGGGAUCGAGCUUGCUCUUGAUGAUUCAGUGGCUAUACUGAACCAUAUGCGUAGGCUUAAGAAAAGCGCCGAGAGAGCCGCCAGUGCCACGUCAUCGUCUCAUCACGGAUUAGCUUCAACCACCAGAUUCAAUGCUUCUAGAAGAAUC